Messenger RNA from Larimichthys crocea (large yellow croaker), 2071 nucleotides. It is a transcript of the gene derl2, whose product is annotated as derlin 2. NCBI's taxonomy places the organism in Eukaryota, Metazoa, Chordata, Actinopteri, Sciaenidae. Bases 58 to 777 code for a protein of 239 amino acids. The transcript has 7 exons. The record is from RefSeq and is a predicted model, not a curated record.
UUUCACUUUGUGCAAUGACGUGUCAGGAAAGUGCCGGAAGCUCUCGGAGUGUCCAAAAUGGCUUACCAGACGCUCCAGCAGGAGUAUUUCCAGAUUCCGGUCGUUACCCGGGCUUACACCACCGCCUGCGUGCUCACCACCGCCGCCGUGCAACUAGAGAUCAUCACACCAUUUCAGCUAUACUUCAAUCCAGAUUUGAUUCUGAGGAAUUACCAGGUAUGGCGACUAAUAACCAACUUCCUGUUUUUUGGACCAGUUGGCUUCAAUUUCCUGUUCAAUAUGAUUUUUCUGUACAGAUACUGUCGUAUGCUGGAGGAGGGCUCUUUCAGGGGACGUACAGCUGACUUCGUCUUCAUGUUCCUUUUUGGAGGGCUUCUGAUGACUAUAUUUGGCACUUUUGUGAGUCUGGUGUUCCUGGGUCAAGCCUUCACGAUCAUGCUGGUGUACGUGUGGAGUCGGCGAAACCCGAACGUCCGCAUGAAUUUCUUUGGCCUGCUGAAUUUCCAGGCACCCUUUCUGCCUUGGGUGCUGAUGGGAUUCUCACUUCUGCUGGGCAACUCGAUCAUCGUGGAUCUUUUAGGUAUCGCUGUUGGUCACGUGUACUACUUUCUGGAGGAUGUUUUCCCCAACCAGCCAGGUGGUGGAAGGUGGCUGAGGACCCCAUCUAUCAUAAAGAUGCUGUUUGACACUCCAGAAGAAGACGCCAACUACAACCCCCUGCCCGAGGAGCGCCCAGGAGGGUUUGCAUGGGGAGAGGGACAGCGCCUCGGAGGUUAAACAUGCCCCCGGAUCAGGUCACUUCCAAGGACACUCCCUCAGAGAGACGAAGGGGACAAACAUGUCCUUUGUUUUGACAUGUUUAUUUAGUUCUGGAUGAAGAAUGCCAAGCAACCAGAACUGGUUUGAAGAUAACCGUCUGUUGUCUUUGUGUAUGGGCUUAAAUCAUCCUCAGAAACUCUUCUUGAUGCCAGAUCGUUGCUCUAAGACUAUUUGAGAGAACACAAGCUUCGGAUGGAACUUUGGAACGGUGUGCCUUUGGGCUCAGGUGAUGUUUGUCCUCAUCUAAGAAAAAAAAUAUUGAUAUACAACAACUGUCAUACGAAAGAGAGAAAAAUGACAGCAGCAAAAUAUUAUCAGAAUGAAUUUAUUCAGAUGGCAAGUGCAUUUUUUUUUUCCAUUUCACUUUUUUUAAAAAUAAAUGUGUGUGGCAAAUGAUGCUUUGGUUUCAUCUCUUUGAACUGUAGUGAUAUUGCAUGAAACCAAAGACGUCUCAACAAAUUAGGUACAUUCAUACAAAUAACAGAUUCAUACAAAUAACAUUCUGGUCAGGAGACAGGGUCUGGUAGCUUCAUUCUCUUCACACAGCUUUACUGCAUUUUUUAUUUCAGUCCAUACAAACAGCCUUAAAUCACAUCAGUCAGUCAGUAAUACACAAUCCUGCUUAUUUUUAUACUAUCAGCUGAGUUUGACUUUUUUUCUGUUGUCAUGUGAUCCUGCGGCAUGUGUUGAAUGGAUUAUCGGUCAAGAAUGUUUGGCUUGUGUUUGUUGCUCUAGAGAAAGGAUGAGAGAAAUUCUGAGUUGUAGCGUCACAUAUGUUAAAUUAAGAUUAAAAUUGAAGAGGUUUGUUGAUUUCUGCUUGCAUUAGAUUAAAAAAAAAAACUUAAUGGGCCUUAAAUUGAGUUUCUAAUAAUCUGUGAAUAAUAUAGUGGGCUGAGGUGAGGUAUGGACUGUAAUGAAGUCAGACUUUUUGUAUCACAGCUGAUUGUCUUCUGUUUAAUUUCACAUUUUUGAAUUCUUUUAAGUAAACUGCUAUACAAAUGGAGUUGGGUUUCACUGUUACAGAUACAAUUGCCCUUUCACUCAUCCUUUUGAAGGGAUACCAUGCAGGCCUAGUGAUAAUAAACAUAAUACACUGUAUUUUAGUGCCAUGUUUACAUUCAUAAUUCAUCAUUCUCAUGUUUGUUCUUCACAUGUUUUGUUUUGAUCUGAUUACAUGUUAUGUUUUUAUUGUAAAGUAGCACAUUAAAUAAAUUGAAAUUGUCAUUAAAUCCACGAUGAAAGAGGAAACGCA